Monodelphis domestica (gray short-tailed opossum) is the source of this 3639-nucleotide messenger RNA. RefSeq names its product cytochrome P450 2J4-like. Gene Ontology annotation, biological process: xenobiotic metabolic process. Gene Ontology annotation, molecular function: iron ion binding; oxidoreductase activity, acting on paired donors, with incorporation or reduction of molecular oxygen, reduced flavin or flavoprotein as one donor, and incorporation of one atom of oxygen; heme binding. Gene Ontology annotation, cellular component: intracellular membrane-bounded organelle; cytoplasm. Lineage: Eukaryota; Metazoa; Chordata; Mammalia; Didelphimorphia; Didelphidae. The record is from RefSeq and is a predicted model, not a curated record.
AUGCAGCUCCCUCUAGGAAACGUGCUCCCUUCCCUGCAGACCCUCCUCCUCUUCUCUGCCAUUCUCCUGAUCCUGGCCAGUUAUGUGCAGAGGAGGAGGAGGCAGCAGUUUAAAUACCCCCCGGGGCCUCUUCGGCUGCCCAUAUUUGCCAACGUCUUUCAGAUAGACAUUAAAAAACCCCAUAUCAGCAUCCAGGAGUAUGUCAGGAAAUAUGGAAAUAUUUUCUCCAUGAAGCUGCUGGGUAAUCCCACAAUAAUUGUUAGUGGAUUGCCACUGAUAAAGGAAGUCUUAGUCAACCAAGGCCACGUGUUUGUUGAUCGCCCCAGAUUACCUUUGCAAUCCUACAGCUUUAAAAUUAAUGGCUUAUUUUUAUCUAAUGGUCAAGAGUGGAAAGAUCAAAGAAGAUUUACCAUAAUGACCCUAAAAAAUUUUGGCUUGGGAAAGAAGACCCUGGAACUCCGGAUACAAGAAGAGGCCAUAUAUUUCAUUGAGGCUAUUAGAGAAGAAAAAGGAAAGCCCUUUAACCCACACUUUCAUAUCAACAAUGCUGUUUCCAACAUCAUCUGUUCUGUCACUUUUGGGAAUCGUUUUGAAUACCAUGAUUCUCAGUUUCAGGAGCUACUGAAGAGCUUGAAUCAAAUCUCGGUGCUUCAAACCAGUUGGGAGUGUCAGUUCUUCGAUAGCUUUCCUAGGAUAAUGAAAUGCUUGCCAGGAGCUCAUAAAAAACUCUUUAGAGAAUUCCAGAAACUAGAGUCUUUUGUGGCCCAUAUGAUCAAACAACACAAGGAAGAUCAAAACUCUGAGGAAGCCCAGGACUUCAUUGAUGCUUACCUGAAGGAGCUGUCCAAGGGUAAUAUCAGCUCUAAUUUAAAGGAAAACAAUUUAGUCUCAUGCACCCUGGACCUCUUCUUUGCUGGAACAGAGUCUACAUCAACCACUCUAAGGUGGGCUCUGCUGUAUAUGGCCUUUUAUCCAGAGAUUCAAGGUAAAAUACAAGCUGAGAUUGACAGGGUGGUUGGCCAGUCCCGGCAGCCCACCAUGGCUGAUAGAGAAAAUAUGCCCUACACUAAUGCGGCCGUCCAUGAAGUCCAGAGAAUGGGCAAUAUCAUUCCUCUCAAUCCACCCAGGGUGGCCGCAGUUGAUACCACAGUGGCAGGAUACCAUAUGCCAAAGGGGACCAAAGUGGUGACCAAUAUGACUUCUUUGCACAGGGACCCCAAGGAGUGGGCUACCCCUGAAACCUUCAACCCAGAACAUUUUCUGGAGAAUGGUGAAUUUAAGAAAAGAGAGUCCUUUCUGCCUUUCUCAGCAGGGAAGAGGGUCUGCCUGGGAGAAAAGCUGGCUCGGGCUGAGCUCUUCAUUUACUUCACUUGCCUGCUUCAGAGAUUCACAUUCCAGGCUCCCCCAGACACCCAGCUGAGUCUGGACUCCCUACCUGGCCUUACCUUUAAUCCUGUCCCCUACAAAAUCUGUGCUCUUCCUCGAGAGACACCACCCAUGCUUAGCCUGUAGGGGAGACCUGAAAUACUUAACUCUUAAAUUUUUAAAAUCACUAUUUGGGCAAUCAGAAGGAGUAUACGACUAUGGGGUUUGUAGUAGUAAAUUGACUAGGAUACUAUGAAAUCCAAAAGAAAAAUUUGAGGGGUAUCGUAGGGGUUUAUACUGAGAGAAGAGGGAAGGAAGAAAUGGAAUGUGAUAAAUUAACUUACCUAAAGAUGUGUGAAAAAUCUAUUUUAGUGGAGAGGAGGAUGAGGUUGGUGAAAGGCAGUGUUUAAACCUUGCUAUCAUCAGAAUUGAAUCAGAGAGAAUAGCAAACCAUACUCAGUUCUGGAUAGAAACAUAUCCUUUAGAGAAGAAAGUAAGGAAUAGAAAAGUUAUGUGUGGGAGAGGAUAAAAGGGAAGGUGAACUGGGAAAGGCAGUGGUUAAAAAAAUUGUGAGGAGAGACAGAAUAAAAGGAAAGAGCAGAAUAAAAAGGGAAAAUAAGAAAGAGGGGAAUACACAAUUGGUAUUGAUAGCUAUGAAUGUGUAUGCAAUGAAGCCCCCCCCCCAAAAAAAAACAGAAGCAGACAAGAGAAUGGAUUAAAAAUCAGAAUCUUGUGAUAUGCUGUUUACAAGAAAUGAAUGUAAGGGAAGAUGACAAAAACAUAGUAAAAGUAAGGGGGUGGAGCAAAAUGUAUUGUGAUUCACUAAAGAAAAUGUAUAGUAAGGGGCCACAAGGCAUAAAACCUCUCGGCAAAAUGGAGAAAAGCAGAAAUAAUUCAUGGAUCAUUUUCAGAUAAUAAUACAAUAAAAAUUAAAAUAAAUAGUGGCUAUGAAAGCCAAAUUUAAAAUUAAAAAAUAAUUUAAUAUUCUAAUUCUACAAAAGGGGUUGGUCAAAGAACAAAUGAUAGAGAUGAGUCAGUAAUUUCAUUAAAGAGAAAGGCAACAAUGAGGUCGUAUAACAAAAUUUGUGAAUUGAAACCGAAGCAAUACUUGGGGGUAAUUUCAUAUCUCUAAUGGAUUACAUCAACAAAAUAGAGAAAAAUCAGACCAAUCAAUUGGAUGUACAAAUAAAACAUUAGGAAAAGAGCAAAUCAAACAUCUCCAACUAAAAACUAAAUGGGAAAUAUUGAAAGUGAAGAGAGAAAUUAAUAAAGCUAAAAGUAAGAAAAAGGUUUGAACUAAUAAAGAAGAGUAGGAAUUUGAUUUAUAAAAAAUGAAGAAAAUAAGGCAUUUGUUAAUUUCAUUUUAAAAAGGAAAGAAAAAUAAAAUGACUGGUAUCAAAAAUGAAUGGUGUUAAUUCACUGUCUACGCAGAAAAAGGUAAAUCGAUAAAUAAGAACUAUUUUGCCUACUUAUAUGCCAAUAAAUCUAAGUGAAAUGGAUAAAUAUUUGCAAAAACAGAAAUUGCUCAGAUUAACACAAGAGAAAAUGGAAUACUUAAAUAACCUCAUUUUAUAAAAAAUAAAUUAAAAAAAACCAUCAAUGAGACACCUAAGAAAAAAUCCUCAGGACCAAAAAUGUUUCUACCAAACAUGUAAAGAACAACUAAUUCCAAUACUAUAUAAAGCACUGAGAAAAAUAGGCAAAGAAAGAUUCCUCCCAAAUUGUCUUUAUGAAGUAAACAGGAUUCUGAUAUCUAAGCCAGGAAGACCAAAAAGAAAAUUAUAAACCAAUUUACUAAAAGAAUAUAGAUCUAAAAUUAAAAUACCAGCUGGUAGACUACACCAAUAUAUCACAAGGAUCAUUCACUAAGACCAGGGAGGAUUUAAACAAAGGAUGCAUUGCUGGUCCAAUAUUAGAGAAACUAUGAGCAUAAUUAAUCAUGCCAGUAACAAAAUUAAUAGAAAUCAAAUGAUGAUUUCAAUAGAUGUGGAAGUAGCUUUUGUCAAAACACAUCACCCAAUAUGACUGGGGUUUUAGCUUUAAAAGAAAACUCAUACAAGUAUGAAUUUAUUCCAAAAAUUCAAAUUUACUUUUGUUAAAUUGGAAUUUUAUGAGUUAUAUCCUCUUUCCUGAUUAUAUGACAAUUGUAUUCUAAUUGUGCUCAGAUUUCAUUUCAAUUUUUCUAAUUGAAUUAGAAUUUAUUUUAAUUAUCACCAUUUAUUCUAAUCAGACAUUACUUCAAUGAAAUUAUUUGAAUAAAGCUGGAAUUGUUUA